Molecule: messenger RNA, 660 nt
Organism: Oikopleura dioica
Lineage: Eukaryota; Metazoa; Chordata; Appendicularia; Copelata; Oikopleuridae
Source: the annotation of a GenBank genome assembly
AUGGAUAAUCGAAUAAAAAUCUUCUUCGAAGAUUCCGACGACGACAUCGAAAAGACCUUCGAAAAACACAGCCAAGAAAUGCGAGCAAGAAUGGACUCGGCUUUUGGAUCAGCUCGAAGCGAUUCCCUUUUCGACCGCGCCCAGACAGGAAGCUCAUCGAAUUCACUCUUCCAGCGAUCCAACCCUUUUAAAGAAGCCGACGACUUUUUCAGUAACUCAAGAAGCCUUUUUAACUCAAACGAUCGUGGCUCCCCGCCAUCCAUCAGCACUAUGAUGCCCUUGGGAGCGUCGAGCAGGAUCGGGUUCCCAAUGGACUCCAUCGGAAGUGCGCCUGCUAACGAUAUCAAAUGGACAGAUGAGACACACUGGGAAAAGGAAAUUCCUCUCAACUCCCAACACUCUUAUUCAAACAUUGGCGUUAAAUGCAAAGAAAACUUCCUCGAAAUCGGCGCCUCAGAAGAGGUCGUUGAAAUGAACAACGGAAAGCAGUCCAUGAGCAAAAGCCACUUUAAAACCUCAUUUUCGAUUCCCGCUGGAACGAAUAAGAAGACGAUUCAAGCUGAAACUACUGGAGCUAAAAUCAUCGUCCGUGGAGAAGUUGAGAAGAAAAGUGAAGCCAAAGAAGAGAAAGCUACGGAGAUCCCCAUUCAAUUUGAAUAA